CUUUCUCACACCUUCCAUGUGCACCCUAGCUGUAAUGUGUGUCCAAAGGUGUUUGUCACUGCAGUGAAUUAGAGUGGGGGGGUUUUUUCUUUCCUUUUUGUUCUCUGGGGGAUUUCUGUUGUUCGUGUGUAUUUUCUCAGAAGGGGUUUCAAGGAUGCCUAUGUUUCAACCCUCAAGGAGGGAUGGUGUUGUUGCUGGCUUUGAUGGUAGCGGUGAUGGGCAGGUUCUAGAUCUGGAUACGGCAGUGAAGGAUGGGAUUUUGGGUGGUGUUGGUGGCGGGGUCAUUGGUGCUGCCGUUUGUGAGAAAUUGGAUCUGAAGAAGAUGAUUGAAGAGCUCGAUUUGCCUGACAUUCCUCCUGUGUUUAUCUGCCCAAUCUCCCUCGAGCCAAUGCAAGAUCCUGUUACCCUUUGUACUGGUCAAACCUAUGAGAGGUCUAACAUUCUCAAAUGGUUCAAUUUGGGGCACUAUACUUGCCCCAUAACUAUGCAAGAGCUUUGGGAUGAUUCUGUUACCCCCAACAGGACCCUUUAUCAUUUGAUUUGUACUUGGUUUUCCCAGAAGUAUUUGCUCAUGAAGAAGAGGUCUGAGGACGUGCAGGGAAGGGCAAGUGAGCUUCUCAUUACCUUGAAGAAGGUUAAGGGUCAAGCAAGGGUUCAGGCAUUGAAGGAGCUCCACCAAGUUGUUUCAUCACAUGCCACUGCUAGGAAGGCGGUGGUUGAAGAAGGUGGGAUUGCUGUAAUCUCAUCGUUGUUGGGCCCAUUCACCUCCCAUGCGGUAGGUUCGGAAGCAAUUGGCAUUCUUGUAAAUUUGGAACUUGAUUCUGAAUCCAAAACCAAUUUGAUGCAGCCUGCGAAGAUUUCUUUGAUGGUGGAUAUGUUGAAUGAAGGGUCAAUUGAAACAAAGAUCAGUUGUACACAUUUGAUUGAGAAAUUGAUGGAGGAGAAGGAUUUUCGACCUGAGGUUGUCUCUAGCCAUAGCUUGUUGGUUGGGCUAAUGCGACUGGUGAAGGAUAAGAGGCACACAAAUGGAAUUUUGCCAGGGCUUAGCCUACUCGGAUCGAUAUGCCUGCUUAAAGAAGUUAGGAGCUUGAUUGUGAGAAUUGGGGCUGUUUCUCAAUUGGUUGAACUGUUACCUGCUCUGGAGCCUGAUUGCUUGGAAUUGGCCCUUUUCGUAUUGGAUACACUAUCUUCCCUGCCAGAGGGAAUAGGUUCACUUAAGGAUUGUCCUAACACAAUUCCAAACCUGGUGAGGCUACUAAUGAGAUUUUCAGAAAACUGUACUCAAUAUGCAUUGUCCAUUUUAUGGUCUGUAUGCAAACUUGCCCCAGAGGAAUGUUCAUCAGUUGCUGUAGAGGCUGGGCUAGGAGCAAAGCUGCUCCUGAUUCAAUGUGGUUGCAAUCCUGCCCUGAAGCAAAGGUCUGCGGAAUUGUUGAAGUUAUGUAGGCUAAAUUAUACAGACACCAUCUUUAUUUCCAAGUGCAAGCUUACAAGGACAAUCCAAUGAGGUAGAAGCCUUUCUAGGUGUAAUCAGCACAGCACGUUUGCUACCAGGGCAUGGGACUCGUUGGACCUGUCAAAAUUCAGGGCAGCAGGUGCUAAAAGAACAAACAGUGACAUGAAUGGAGGUUUGAGGUAUGUGCUAGCUCUCCUGUAUAUAUAGUCAAGCAGUUCCAUUCCAGCAAUUGAUUCAAAUACUCGAAGCACAAUCAUAAUGCAGACAUGAAAACACCUUGCAUGCUGCAAUGCACCCAUGCGGGUUUCUCUUGCAAAUACCUUCAUCAAUAACACCCUAGAAGGAUUUUAUGCAAUGGAUUUGUAUUGGGGUAGAUUGUUGGAUAAAGAAUACUUGAAAUGGGGUGUGAGAAAUUUGGAAAUAUCUGGAGCUUGCAAUUGCAAUUGUCUUAGACAAAGUGAUUGCUUUUGCUCCAUUUUCCUUCUUUCUCAGAGUUGUAUUUGUUUCUGCAACAGAUGCCGUACAAUUUUCCCUUAGGUUUAGUGGGAGUUUUGCUUUUGUCCCCAUAAUUGUAGAGCAUGGAGUGCCUUUGGCCUUCAAUCGUUUGUUCAAUGUGUAGUGUACAAUGAAAUUAACCAUUUCGU
Molecule: messenger RNA, 2097 nt
Organism: Rubroshorea leprosula
Lineage: Eukaryota; Viridiplantae; Streptophyta; Magnoliopsida; Malvales; Dipterocarpaceae
Source: the annotation of a GenBank genome assembly